Messenger RNA from Cordyceps fumosorosea ARSEF 2679, 4233 nucleotides. Its product is annotated as ATPase-like, ATP-binding domain protein. Gene Ontology annotation, molecular function: phosphorelay sensor kinase activity. The record is from RefSeq and is a predicted model, not a curated record. Lineage: Eukaryota; Fungi; Ascomycota; Sordariomycetes; Hypocreales; Cordycipitaceae. Gene Ontology annotation, biological process: phosphorelay signal transduction system; phosphorylation. Bases 1 to 4233 code for a protein of 1410 amino acids. The transcript has 4 exons.
AUGAGAGUCCCCAUUUGGGUUCAGCUUGCGCUGCUCGUGAGCGGCGUUGCCUUGCUCGCGCUCACCGUCGUCGCGGUCCCAACCUGGAUCUAUGUCCAAGGCUUCGUCAUCAAUGUCGAAACUGACAGUCUGGCUCUCGCAGCCUCACUCUACGCCACCAAGAUUGACGCGCAGCUACAGCUGCUCAACACCAUCAGCCGCACGGUUUCCACACGCAUCUUGAUACAGCAGUCACUUGCCAAUUUCUACAAUAACAAUGCAACAACAAGCAACCCAUUCGAGCCCACAGUCACCGACCUGCAAAGCGCGCUCGCCACCAGCAGCUUCACCGGUCUACUGCAGGCACGCAUUUACUCGCGAAACCAGACGGGUGAGAAUUCGACGGGCCUUGUCAGUGUCACCGGCUCCGGCGUCGGGACUCAGACUCAGAACAUUCCGCUGCCGUACCUCACUCCCGACGGACUGUCUGUCAAUCUCAGCGACACUAAAUAUGGCUACCCACCCUCUCUAUACCCCAACAUCACUUAUGAGACCCUGGAUAUUCCGAAUCCGUACAUACCCUCAGAGAAGGCCGUCGCGGCGAGCGCAUUUCCCGGUGUACUGCUAAGUGAUAGUCGGGGGCUGCUGCUUGGCCCCCUGGCCGUCAAUCAAACGUUUGCGCUGAUAUCGCUCACGAUUCCUAUUCGAUCUCUCACCUCGAAUGGGUUCAUUCUAGGCUACCUGACCCUGGUUGCUGCCGCCAACUCGUUUCUCGACAUCCAAACAGCUGUCGACGGACUUGGGAAAACUGGUGUGGCACUGCUCGUCACCCCCAAUGACCCGUCGAACCGUUUCACACCACCUCUGCUCCCAUCCAACGCUACAUACCAGCCACCUAGCGGCUCUCUGAGCGACUACGCCGUUCGAAUUGUCUUAUCACCGGCAACUCACCCUGGUCAGGUCGAUCGUCAUACGGAUAAGCAAGGAAAAUGGGAUGCACCUUUCCCGCUCUCACGAUACCCAGCUAUCAAUGGCGCGUACUCAACGUACAAUGGAAACCUGAAUAAUGCCCGCGCAAGCUUGACGACAACAAACGAGCAAGGAUACGCGGUUGCGGUUGGUGUUGCUCGUCCACAGACGACACUAGUGGACUGGGUGAUCGUGGUGGAAAAGUCGCGUGAUGAGGCCUACCUUCCUAUAUCCCUACUGCGCAAAAUACUGGUUGGGUGUGCCUUUGGGACUGCUGGUUUGGUCAUGCUGCUCGUGAUCCCUUGCGCAUACUUCAGUGUCCGUCCUAUUCGAAGACUGAAGACGGCCACUGAAAAGUCCAUCAAUGUGCCGGGUUAUGAUCUGCAGUAUGGCGACGAUGAGAAGAAGGCAGCCAGCGCAGGAGGCACUCUUUCUUCUGCUUCCAUCAAGAGCCUCUUCCAAAGCAUAGUGAUGAAGUUUUCCAAGCCGCAGAGACCACUGACCCAGGCUGAAAUCGAGAACCAUCGCCGUGUGUUUAAGAUCCCAGGCAGGGUCAAGGAGCGGUCGCAUAUUAUCACUGAUGAGGUAACGGAGCUUACUGAGGUUUACAACAAAAUGACAGAUGAGCUGGUCCGGCAGUACACGUCACUCGACGACCAAGUAGCGAAAAGGACCAAGGAACUAGAAAUCAGCAAAAAGGCUGCGGAGGCUGCGAAUGAGAGCAAAACUUUGUUUAUUGCUAACAUUUCGCACGAAUUAAAGACACCUCUGAAUGGCAUUAUGGGGAUAUGUGCGGUCUGCAUGGAAGAAAACGACAUUCUUCACAUACAGCAUUCACUAAAAACGCUCUAUAGAUCAGAGGACCUACUCAGCUUUUCCAAGAACCAAAUCAGCCAUGAGAUCAAGCUCGAGCACAAAGAAUUCCGCCUGGGAGAAAUUCGAUCGCAAAUCGUAUCCAUUUUCGAAAAACAAGCUCGGGAGAGCAAGAUUGAUCUCGAGGUCAUCUUCUCUGGCCGUUCAUCCGAAAAUCUCAACCCACCACGUCUUCUUGUCCAGCAGGGUCUACCCCGAGCGGGCCAGUCUCAUCGCAUACGGGACAUGUAUAUCCUGGGAGACCAGCACAGGAUCCUACAAGUCAUCAUCAAUCUCGUCAGCAACAGUUUGAAGUUUACAACAGCUGGAGGGAAAGUCCAAGUGCGCAUACAUUGGGGUGACAACGUCGUGUCGAAGCACGAUGCUCGAAACAAGGCUGUGACGGAGGGCUCGCCCACGCAGAGUGAUAGCAGCCACGAGGAGGCAACAUCUUGGUUCCAGUCGCUGUCGAGAGUAACAACCCCGGCCGUUCAAACAGUAACCAAUCCGCUUGAUCAAAAAGGAGUAUUGAGUGACCCGCAUGUCAUGUUUGACGAGGAGACACAAAGCUCCCUGACGCAGACUAUCGAAAGCGCCAAUGAGUACCUGUUCACAUUCGAGGUUGAAGAUACUGGCCGAGGUAUACCCCUCAACAUGCAAGACAAGAUUUUCGAGCCGUUUGUGCAGGUAGAUUCGAGCUUUAGCAAGGAGUUUGGCGGCACUGGACUCGGGUUGAGCAUCUGCUCUCAGCUUGCUACGCUGAUGGGAGGCAAAAUCACAGUGAAGAGCAGUGAGGGCCUGGGCUCAACAUUCAGUCUACAAAUCCCUCUCAAACACAUCAUCGAUCGAGUACCAAGUACGCGCUCCGAGAGUACGAGGCCAAGGUCGAGAGCUCCAAGCGCUGGCGGCUCUACCACCAACGGCGGUGGUAGUGGCCAUCGAAAUUCUCUGAGCAGCGUGCUGGCGCAAGACGCCGAUACGACGACGACGACCAACCAUGAUAACCAUAGGAGCGACAUCCAACCACGCCUCGUCGGUCUCAGCACGCCGUUCUUUCCACCGAAUCCCAAUCAAGCUACGGCACCACCACCUACCGGCUCGACAACCGUCAUCCCGCCGACCACAAGCGGCGAGACGCAAGCCGCCAUUCAAAAAGCAAAGGCCGACAAGGCCAAAGAUUCUUCCGGCCAGUCCGGGACCGGCAACAGCGACCUAUGCGUCCUUGUCGCGGACGACAACGCGACCAACAUCGAGGUGGUGCGGCGCAUGCUCAAGCUGGAAAAGGUCCUCGACGUGACCAUCGCCAAGGACGGCCGGGAAGCGUACGAGCUGGUGAAGGAGAACAUGGAGCGCAACCGCAAGUUUGACCUCAUCUUCAUGGACGUGCAGAUGCCCAACCUGGACGGCAUCCAGUCGACGCGGCUGAUUCGGCAGAUGGGGUACGCCGCGCCGAUCGUGGCCCUGACGGCGUUUUCGGAGGAGAGCAACCGCAAGGAGUGCAUGGAGUCGGGCAUGGACGAGUUUUUGGCGAAGCCGAUCCGGAGAUCGGCGCUGAAAAGUGUAUUGACAAAAUUUGCGACGAUAGAUGAGGAAAAACUGCACGACAUGCCACUGGACACCUCCACGUACUCGCUCGCGCUCCUGCGCGUCGACGGGCGCCGCUGGAACGAGCUCCGCCGGCUGCACGCCCUCAUCCGCACGCAGGACGCCGCCGACGGCUCCUCCUACCUCGAGAUGGGCCACACCAAGGUCAUGUGCGUCGUGUCCGGGCCCUCGGAGCCGCAGCAGGCGCAGCAGGCGCAGCAGAGGCGAGGCGGACAGGCCACCAACGCGUCGCGCGAUGGGGCGGCGGUCAGCGUCAACAUCGUCAUCGCCGGCUUCUCCAGCGUCGACCGCAAGAAGCGCGGCCGCAACGACAAGCGCAUACAGGAGAUGGAAAUCACCAUCGCCAAGGCCUUCGCGUCCAACCUCCACACGCACAUCUUCCCGCACUCGACCAUCUCCAUCUCGCUGCACGUGCUCUCGCAGGACGGCUCGCUGCUCGCCGCGCUGCUCAACGCCGCCACGCUCGCGCUCGUCGACGCCGGCGUGCCCAUGAGCGACUACAUCGCCGCGUGCACCGCGGGGUCGACCUCCUCCUUCGCGGCCGGCGACGACGCGGCGGACCCGCUGCUGGACCUGAACGGCCAGGAGGAGCAGGAGCUGCCGCACCUGACGGUGGCGACGCUGGGCGAGGGCGACCGCGUGGCGGUGCUGGCGUGCGAGAGCCGCAUCCAGGUCAGCCGCUUCGAGGGCAUGCUGGUGGUCGGGCUGGACGGCUGUAAGCAGGUCAGGCGGUUCCUGGACGGCGUGGUCAAGGCCAAGGGCGGCAAGAUGAUCCGCGAGGGGGCGAUACAGCAGAGCGAUACGAUGGUGAUGGACUUGGACGAGUAA